AUGAAAGCUGUUCAAGUUUUGGGCACCCGAGAGAAUCACCGCAUUGUCCUGUCAGAUACCUUAUUACGACCAUCUCCUACAGGCCAUCAGAUUCUGAUCAAGGUCCACGCUGCCGGAAUAACAGCAGACGAAGUCAUAUGGCCCGAGUUGUACGCCUCAACUCACCGAGUACCUGGGCACGACAUCUCCGGCACAAUUGAAGCCGUCGGUCCCGAAUACGAUGGACCGCUGUCUCUUGGGCAAAGCGUCUAUGCCAUGCUUGCUGCAGACAGUCCUCAAGGAGGUCAGUCAGAGUAUGCCAUCGCCAUGCCAAACGAGGUCGCUAUCAAACCGCUCUCAAUCUCCCAUGCGCAGGCAGCUGCACUCCCCAUACCUGCGUUGACUGCAUGGGAAGCUGUGUUCAGUCGCAUGAAGCUUACACAGGGCAGCAAAGCCCUUGUCACGGGGGCUUCGGGGGCUGUUGGAGCCAUGUUUGUUCAGAUUGCCAAGAAGCUGCUCAGUGCAGAGGUCAUUGGUCUAGCUUCGCCUUCAAAGUACGACUUCGUCCAAGAACUAGGAGCAACCAAGGUCUUGGAUUACGGCUCCUUGGACUGGUGCGACAAGAUACACGGAGUUGAUGCGGUUUUCGAUACAGUCGGAGGUGAAGUAUUGACAAAAGCGUGGAAAACGGUCAAACAGGACGGGGUCAUCGUGACAGUGGGUGAUCCGGCUCCGAGUUGGGCUUUCAAUGGGGGACAGCCGGAAGAGUCACAAACGUAUCCAGGGGUAAAGUGCCUGCACUUUAUUGUGUCUCCGGAUGGCGAUGCACUUACCCAUGUGGCCUCACUUAUAGACGAUGGCGCAUUGAGGCCUAUUCCUGUUCAGGUAUUCGAGGCGAAAGAAGCGGUAGAGGCUUGGAAAUAUGCAUCGCACAGAGGCAGGAAAGGCAAGGCAGUUAUUCAAUUUCUGUCUGAAUAG
Trichoderma reesei QM6a is the source of this 957-nucleotide messenger RNA. RefSeq lists its product as uncharacterized. The transcript has a single exon. The record is from RefSeq and is a predicted model, not a curated record. Gene Ontology annotation, molecular function: oxidoreductase activity. The coding region runs from base 1 to 957 and encodes 318 amino acids. Lineage: Eukaryota; Fungi; Ascomycota; Sordariomycetes; Hypocreales; Hypocreaceae.